AUAUUCCCUCUCCUAGAACCCGUAGACCUAUUAGAUAUUAACGGCACGGAAUACCCGGAAGCUAUAAGUAUCCCUAGAGAAAUCACGGACGACGAUAUACUCGGCGCUAUUAAGAUACUCCUAAACGAUAAAGCGCCCGGGCUAGACGGAAUUCCGAAUCGAUGCCUUAAGAGGACCAUAUAG
Pseudovirgaria hyperparasitica is the source of this 183-nucleotide messenger RNA. RefSeq lists its product as uncharacterized. The record is from RefSeq and is a predicted model, not a curated record. The annotation marks the transcript as partial. The transcript has a single exon. Lineage: Eukaryota; Fungi; Ascomycota; Dothideomycetes; Acrospermales; Acrospermaceae.